CCGCAGCCUCCAGGGGCAGGACAGCUCUCCCCAGGCUGCUCCCUGGCAGUCUGCAUCCUCCGCUGCGUUCGUCCCCUGGCACGUGUAGGUGGAACACAACCUUUAGACAGCUUUGCAUAUGCACUGUCCAGGAAAAAGUGCUGGGAUGUGUGGAUCGUGCAUUUGCUCAUUCAAGUUGUACUCUUUAUAAGGCACAGACAGAAGUCAGAGCUGGGAUGGAAGAGCCUGCACCCGUGGAAGGCCGGGCCCAGCUCCCAAGCCCCCACCAGGGCUCUCUGAGGAAGGCUGUGGCUGCUGCCCUGGCCCUGGAUGGGGAAUCCACAAUGGGUCGCAGGAAAAAGAAGAGGAAAGAGUCCCGUCCAGAAUCCAUCAUCAUCUACCGCUCGGAGAAUGAGAAAAUGGAUGAGGAACCUGGGGAACUGGAAGGUGGAGAUCGGCCUAAAGAGGAGGAGGGGGACGAUUUCCUAGACUAUCCUGUAGAUGAUGGUGUGUGGAACAUGCCUUUGGACAGCCGCUAUGUGACAUUAACUGGGACCAUCACACGUGGGAAGAAAAAGGGUCAGAUGGUGGAUAUCCACGUCACAUUGACAGAGAAGGAGCUGCAAGAAUUGACCAAGCCUAAAGAGUCGUCAAGGGAAGCAAUGCCAGAGGGAAGAGAGGCCUGCCAGGUGGGAGCCGACCGCGGGCCCCACGUGGUCCUCUGGACGCUGGUCUGCCUGCCUGUGGUUUUCAUCCUCUCUUUCAUUGUCUCUUUCUACUAUGGCACUAUUACUUGGUACAACAUCUUCCUCGUGUACAAUGAGGAGAGGACCUUCUGGCACAAGGUCUCAUACUGCCCCUGCCUCGUUCUCUUCUAUCCAGUGCUCAUCGUGGCCAUGGCCUCUGCCCUGGGUCUCUACGCGGCUGUGGUCCAGCUCUCCUGGUCCUGGGGAGCAUGGUGGCAAGCUGCCCGGGACAUGGAGAAGGGCUUCUGUGGCUGGCUUUGCAGCAAGCUGGGUCUGGAGGACUGUUCUCCCUACAGCAUCGUGGAGUUGCUUGAAUCUGACAAUAUCUCGGCCACUCUCUCCAACAAGGACCCCAUCCAGGAAGUAGAAACCUCCACUGUCUAAACUUCCGACAACUUACUUCCUUCUCUGGCCCCAGUAGCCUAUAUAUCAUCUUAUAAUUCCAGCAGAUCCUUUCCUUAAAUUAUUUCCUAUCCACCACAGUUCUUCUGGAAAAUCCCAGCCCAUACUGAUCUGUUCUGCCAUCUGGAGGUUCCAGGAGGGCAGGGGACAGAAUAGCGAUUUAUGCUGAAAUAGUUCAUCCAAUGGACAAACUCUUCUUAGUUCUCUGCCCUAAAAUGACCAUUUAUCAGGCACAACGCUCUGCAUUGUGUAUCAAUUUGGAAGCCUGAAGAUGUUACUGGUGCCUGGACCCCAAGGGAGUGUGUGACUUAAGAAAGGGAGGAUAAGAGGCUCAGGAGUGACCAAGUCCACCAAGAGAAUAGAUAGGGAUGGAGUGAAACAUUGAGGAAGCAUUUCUGCCUCACUGUAGCAGAAAGUAAAGAUUGGAGUUAAGUUUAGUUGCAUAUCAUUGGACCUCUAAAAUGUCAGUGGUUUAAACAAGAUACAAGUGUAUUUCCUUCUUGUAUAGAGAUCUAGAGGCAGACCAUCCUGGGACCCUGUGAAGUCAUUCAGGCCUUUGGCUUCUUCCAUUCCUCUACUAGGUGACCCUCAUUGCCUUUAGCCUCAGUCCUAGUGCUGACUACAUCCCCAGCCAUUAUACACCCAUAUUUCUGUCAAAACAGAGGAAGGAACAGAGAAGAGCACAAACUGCUAAUUUAAGGAGUCUACUCAGAAGUCCUACUUAAUCCUUUGUAUAAGUCAUAGAUCAGGCAUCAGUCACAGUCACAUGACCUCAUGAACAAAAGAAGCUAGGAAACAGUUGUUUGGCUGGGCAACUAUCUUCUCAGCUAAACAUUGGGGUUAUGCCAACUGGAGAGAAAGGGGAAGAAUGGCUAUCAUGGCAGGCAAGUAAGAAUCUCUGCCUUGCAAUAAUUACUUAAAUACAUUCAGAAUUCCAGACUGCCAAUAUAGUUUCAUUUAUUUAUUUAUUCACUUGUUUAUUUAGGCCUGAAUUUUCACAGAAGAUUUAUAUUUAGAUACUAGUAUAUAUACUAAGUAUAUGACAUACAUAGGUAUUAGCACCUGGCAUACUUUGGAAUUAAACUUCUGUAAUAUCAUGUGGUUCUAGAUUUUUUUUUUUUUAGAAGGAAGUAGUAGACAGGAAAGAACAAGUAGAUAAUAGUAGCAUAACUCCUUUUCCUGGUGGUGGACAUGGGACGGGGGGAGGGGGAGGUGAUAUUCAAUCUAAGCUAUAGAUUAAAGUCUGUGUCUCAGAAAGAAGUCUACAUCCAAAUGUUCUUCCGACAGGGAUCAGAAAAGAAAACAGACUGAGUCUUCUGUUGUUUUGCAAAAUCUCACUCAGAGCUGUACUCACUCAGACAUUUCUAGACUUUAACAAACAUGGUCUUCCUGGCCACUAGGAGGUGUAAACCGGAUUCAUCCAGAUUAAUAGAUUCUGAUUUAAAAAAAAAAAAAAAUCACUUCUAACAAUGUCCUUCCAAUUUUAAAAUAUUGAAUCCCAAGAGGUCGGCAGAUAUUGAAGACUAUCUGGUGCUUUUUUUCUUGUUCAUGUCUCAGAAAGAAGCUGUUAAAAGAAUUGCUAUGAACCAAACCAGAGGGGCUGGCCAUGCAACCCGCCAGCAAGCUGGUGACAUGUAUGGUGCUGAACUCUCCAUUCAGAAGAACUUCUGUUUAGAAAAAAACAAAAACAAAAAACUAUCAUUAGUUUGCCAAGAAAAAAAUAUAUACUCAGCAUUUUUAAAGAUAACCUUGGUGCUCUUUGGUGCAUUUGCAGUGAUA
Nycticebus coucang (slow loris) is the source of this 2906-nucleotide messenger RNA. RefSeq names its product transmembrane protein 169 (gene TMEM169). The record is from RefSeq and is a predicted model, not a curated record. Lineage: Eukaryota; Metazoa; Chordata; Mammalia; Primates; Lorisidae. The transcript has 3 exons. Bases 216 to 1109 code for a protein of 297 amino acids.